GACGACGUCAUCAGACCGCCUCAAUCGAGCGUGAGGACGUUUGUGUUGAUGUCGGCCGCCCUCGUCCCGUCCUCCAUCUGCUGAGUCGCCGGGACCAAACUUCAGGCUCCAAGAUGUUUCUGUCCGCCGCUGUUCGCUCUGCCGUGUCGCAGACGGUCAGGAGUCUGCAUCGUUCUGCCGCACGCGCUGGAGCAGGUGGCAUCUUUGUGCACCGAGAUACUCCUGACAACAACCCUGAUAUUCCUUUUGAGUUCACUGAGGAGAACAAAAAGAGGAUUGAGGCGAUCAUUUCAAUGUACCCUGAAGGACACAAGCAAGCAGCCACCAUCCCCGUGCUGGAUUUAGCCCAGAGGCAAUAUGGAUGGCUCCCCAUCUCAGUCAUGAACAAGGUCGCUGAGGUGCUGGAAGUCCCUCCGAUGAGAGUGUAUGAAGUGGCGACAUUCUAUACCAUGUUCCUGCGUCAGCCUGUGGGAAAAUACUUCAUUCAGAUCUGCACAACAACACCCUGCAUGCUCUGCAACUCAGACAGCAUCCUGGAGGCUCUCCAACACAAACUGGGUAUCAAGGUUGGAGAGACGACUCCAGACAAGAUGUUCACACUAAUAGAAGUGGAGUGCCUAGGUGCCUGUGUGAACGCUCCAAUGGUCCAGAUCAACGACAACUAUUAUGAGGACCUAACACCUAAGGACAUUGAGAAUAUAAUCGACGAACUAAAAGCAGGCCGAGUCCCAGCACCAGGACCCAGGAACGGUCGUUUCUCCUGUGAGCCUGCCGGGGGUUUGACUUCUCUGACUGAGCCUCCUACAGGACCAGGCUUCGGCGUGAGGCCGGACCUGUAGACACAUUCUCAGCUGCCAACUGCUUUUUUUGUCAAAAAGCAACUUGUCCCUGAAGCUGAUAUUAUGUUCAACGCAAACAUGUUGUGUAAAUAAAUUGUUCAUAUACCUGU
Messenger RNA from Scophthalmus maximus (turbot), 949 nucleotides. RefSeq names its product NADH:ubiquinone oxidoreductase core subunit V2 (gene ndufv2). Lineage: Eukaryota; Metazoa; Chordata; Actinopteri; Pleuronectiformes; Scophthalmidae. The transcript is spliced from 8 exons. The coding region runs from base 114 to 839 and encodes 241 amino acids. Gene Ontology annotation, molecular function: NADH dehydrogenase activity. The record is from RefSeq and is a predicted model, not a curated record. Gene Ontology annotation, biological process: mitochondrial electron transport, NADH to ubiquinone.